This is a messenger RNA of Melospiza melodia melodia, 2912 nucleotides long. It is a transcript of the gene SFRP5, whose product is annotated as secreted frizzled related protein 5. Bases 1 to 951 code for a protein of 316 amino acids. Gene Ontology annotation, biological process: canonical Wnt signaling pathway; non-canonical Wnt signaling pathway. Gene Ontology annotation, molecular function: Wnt-protein binding. The transcript is spliced from 3 exons. The record is from RefSeq and is a predicted model, not a curated record. NCBI's taxonomy places the organism in Eukaryota, Metazoa, Chordata, Aves, Passeriformes, Passerellidae.
AUGCCGCAGGCGGGCACCCCCCCGGGCUCCCGGGGCACGGCGCUGCUGGCCCUGUCGCUGCUGCUGGCGGGGUCCCUGGGCGGCGGGCAGCACUACGACUACUACGGCUGGCAGCCCGAGAGCCUGCCCCACGGGCGCUUCUACGGGCGGGAGCCGCAGUGCCUCGACAUCCCGGCCGACAUGCAGCUCUGCCGCGACGUGGGCUACAAGCGCAUGCGGCUGCCCAACCUGCUGGAGCACGAGACCAUGGCCGAGGCCAAGCAGCAGGCCGGCAGCUGGGUGCCCCUGCUCGCCAAGCAGUGCCACACCGACACCCAGCUCUUCCUCUGCUCCCUCUUCGCCCCCGUGUGCCUCGACCGGCCCGUGUACCCGUGCCGCUCCCUCUGCGAGGUGGUGCGGGACUCCUGUGCCCCCGUCAUGGAGUCCUACGGCUUCCCCUGGCCUGAGAUGCUGCACUGUGGCAAGUUCCCCUCUGACCACGAGCUCUGCAUCGCCGUCCAGUUUGGGAACAGCAAAGCCACGCCGCCCCCAGUGUCCAAGAUCUGCACCCAGUGUGAGAUGGAGCACAAGGCGGAUGGCAUGAUGGAGCAGAUGUGCUCCAGUGACUUUGUGGUGAAAAUGCGCAUCAAGGAGGUGACGGAGGAGAACGGGGAGCGCCGGCUGGUGGCUGCCCAGAAGAAGAAGGUGCUGAAACUGGGCCCGCUGAAGCGCAAGGACACCAAGAAGAUGGUGCUGCACAUGAGGAACGCGGGUGCCUGCCCCUGCCCCCAGCUCGACAGCCUCAGCGGCAGCUUCCUGGUCAUGGGCCGCAAGGUGGGCGGCCGCCUGCUCCUGCUGGCCAUCUACCCCUGGCAGAAGCACAACAAGGAGAUGAAGUUUGCGGUCAAGUUCAUGUUCUCCUACCCUUGCCCACUCUACCACCCCCUGCUCUAUGGGGCUGGGCAGCAUUAGGGUUUUUGCCCACCCUGCCCUUUCCCAGAACUCCUGCACUGGCCCAACAUCCCACCCCUGGCUUCUCUGGCUGCACCCCAGGAGCUCAGCUCUGCUCACCUCAGCCCCUUGGCUGUGCCCCAGAACCCAGCUGUGCACCUGCAGGAUUCCCUGCUGCAUUUGUGGGAGCCCUGAUCCACAGCCAGGACACCUGCCUCCCCCCAAGAGCCCUACUCUGCACCUCUGGGAUCCCUGUUCUGCUUCCAGGACACUCACCCCUGUCCAGGAGCUUAGUCUGGACCUGGGACCCUUGUUCUGCAUGCUUGUGACCCCUGGUCUGUACUGGACACCCUUGUCUACUCCCGGGUUCCCCACCCAGAAGCCCAGAGACCCUUGCUUUCAUUUAGGAUCCCUGCUUGGCCUUCUUGGCUACACCUGGGAGCCGUCCCCUGCAGCCAUGUCCUUUGCCCAGCUCCCUCAUGAUAUGCCACGGACCCUCAGCCCCCCAGUCCCUGUUCUGGCCCACCAACACAUCCCAUGCCCUCACCUGGAGCUCACAUCCACCCCUGGAUUGCCUCACCUUCCAGAGGUCCAGCCCAGCCCAGGCAGGUCCCUCUGUUCCCACAGACUGACUCCCUGCAGACCGAGUGCCCAGAGCUGCACAAACCCCUGCUGGGCUCCCCCACUCCCCACAGCACACAGCUCACACCUCCAAUGCCCCAGGGCAGCCCUGCUGCACCCCUUGCACACACCCUGCUGUGACCCAGCCACGCACCCCUUGCCCACCAACACCACAGUAAAUUAUUCCAGCUCAGAGAAGUCUGUGUGCCACUCACUGCAGCUCAUGGGUAAGAACGCUUGGGGCUCCCUCAGGGACCCCAGAGGAUUGGGAGGGGGGUCCUUCCUGGUGGUCACAGGCAUCCCUGGAGCCUCAGGCACCCCUGCCACUCCAGGGAGCCUGGGAGGGCAUCCAGAUGAACAGCAUGGGGGGACAGGGCCAUCACUGCUGCUGGAGCCUCACAGCUGGGUUUGGCAGUGGUUUGACAGGGAAGUUUCUUCCUUUUCUUCCUUUGUCACCCCAGGGGAUAAAUCCAUGGUCUGGGAGCUCACAGCACUUGUGAGAAGCCUGGCGCUGAGCAUCAAAGGGGACAGAUACUGGACCAGGCAGCCUCCAACCCUGCCCUCCCCAUACCAUACCACCUGAAAGUCCUCUCUGCAGCUCCCUGCCAGCCCUGCUUGGCUGCCAGACCUCCCAUGCCACAGCCUCCAUCCUCCGCCAAAAUGACUCCUAGGGCCACCCACGUGCACUGGCCAGGACCCUCCCAAAAGCCCCAUGAGCAGGGCAGCCCUCAGCCCAGCCCUGAUGGCAGCAGGGCUGUCCCUUAGCUCAGCUGGACUGCCAAGCUGCCCCCAGUGCCAGCUGGCAGGGGACAGCUUGAGGGACCCCGUCAUUCCUGCUGUGCAAACUGGUAUCCACCAUCCCAGAGGGUGAGGGGCCCAAGGUGCUGCCUGGACAUUCCCCCAGUGGCUGCCUGCCACUGCCUUCUCUUCAGAGCUGACCAGCCUCAGGGAGCUCCUGGGACAGGGAAAUUGGGGCUGCAGGAUCCCUGCACCCACCCUCUUCUGGCUGACAAGAGCACUGUGCACCUGCCCUGCUCUGGGCUGACCUCUUCUCCCUCUGCCCUCCUUGGGCAUGGCCUUGGCCCCACUGGUCAGCCUCCAGAGCCCCAGAUCUCCCACUCUGGCCCCACAGCCAGCCAGGAACAUGGGCCAGCCAGCCCCUGCCCCAGCCUUGCACCAGAAAUGGGCAUUUCUCCCUGGCCACUGGGGAAAAAAUGGGGAAAAAAUUAAAAUAUUAUUAGGUUUGUUCAGAGCUUGACUGCAGAGCACACUUCCAUAGGAAUAAACACUGUCAAUUACAUUUUAUUGCAAAACUUUAAAAGCAUAAAUAAAACCCCAUCUCCCACAGCCUAAGUUUAUCU